AUGCUUGUCAUCAGCACUCGUUCAAUACGAGAGCCUCAAGUUGGCGACAUCUUUGCACCUGGCAAUCCCCACUAUGGCUACCUUCAUAACAGGAAUGCCAGUGUAGCUGUGGAUACCUUUGAGAACAUGACACCCAUUCCCUCUCCCCCUCCCUGGCUCCCCCCCCCUCUCUGGCCCCACCUCUCUGCCCCCCCCUCCCCGGCCCCCCCUCCCCGCCCCCCCCCCGCCUGGAUCCUCGACGUCUAG
Molecule: messenger RNA, 246 nt
Organism: Cryptococcus wingfieldii CBS 7118
Lineage: Eukaryota; Fungi; Basidiomycota; Tremellomycetes; Tremellales; Cryptococcaceae
Exons: 3
Coding region: 1-246 (81 amino acids)
Source: RefSeq, a predicted model, not a curated record